This is a messenger RNA of Olea europaea var. sylvestris, 633 nucleotides long. Its product is annotated as protein TPR1-like. Gene Ontology annotation, molecular function: protein binding. The record is from RefSeq and is a predicted model, not a curated record. NCBI's taxonomy places the organism in Eukaryota, Viridiplantae, Streptophyta, Magnoliopsida, Lamiales, Oleaceae. Gene Ontology annotation, biological process: regulation of DNA-templated transcription. The transcript is spliced from 3 exons. Bases 256 to 633 code for a protein of 125 amino acids.
CAACACCUUUAUAUACAUUUCUCUCUCUAUCUAUAUAUAUAUAAUUACUCUCUUUUUCUCUAAUUUCUUGCUUUUUGUUCCUCAUCGCAGCCUUUCUUUCCUUUUUCGGUGUUUUUAGAGAAACCCUAGGAAUCUGGAGCUGAAUGUCGUCGGUGUUGAGGUGGGUUGGUUUCUAGGGCUUCGAUCUGUUGAUUGUGGUGAGCUUUUUUUGUAUUUUGCUUGGAUUUGUGAGUCUGAGGUGAAGAAGAGUCAGAAAUGUCGUCGUUGAGCAGAGAAUUGGUUUUCCUCAUACUCCAGUUCCUCGAGGAGGAGAAAUUCAAGGAGUCUGUUCACAGGCUUGAGCAAGAGUCAGGGUUUUUCUUUAAUAUGAAAUACUUCGAGGACAAAGUGCAUUCUGGUGAAUGGGAGGAAGUUGAGAAGUACUUGUCAGGUUUUACUAAGGUUGAUGAUAACAGAUACUCCAUGAAAAUCUUUUUUGAGAUAAGGAAGCAGAAGUAUCUUGAAGCACUUGAUCGGCAAGACAAGGUGAAGGCAGUUGAGAUACUGGUAAAUGACUUGAAGGUGUUCUCAACAUUUAAUGAGGAUUUGUACAAAGAAAUUACUCAGCUAUUGACACUUGGCAAUUUCAGGUAG